AUGGCCAAGGAGUUCCUCAAAACCCACGAUGCGGCAUUCGCACACAGGCCACCCAGAGUGUCCGUCGAGAUCGCCAUGUAUAACUACAAGAGCUUAUCCUACGGCGAGGGUGACUACCACAAGAACAUUAGGAGGAUGCGUUCCAUGGAGCUCUUCACGGCCAAGAGGGUCACCUCCUUCACCAAAAUCAUCCGGGACGAGCUAGUGAGUGUGAGCACAUCUGGCUGGAGUUUGGGCAAAAGGUGUGAAAACGUGCAAGCUGCAACUAUGGCUGAGAUCACUGAGCUUCAAUGCCAUGACUCGCAUCCUUAUGAACAAGACUUACUUUCCAGCGAUGAUCCAGAGGCGCGGGAGUUUGUGGAGGUCAUUGACGAAUUGCUAGAGGCAGCCGGAAGUUUUUCCUUGGCCGAUUACUUCCCCAGUAUCAGCUGGCUCGACUGGAGCAUAGCCCGCUGCAGACAAGCUCACUGCAAGAUGGAUGCAUUCCUGGACAAAGUUUUGAGCUAG
Messenger RNA from Selaginella moellendorffii, 507 nucleotides. RefSeq names its product flavonoid 3'-monooxygenase-like. The coding region runs from base 1 to 507 and encodes 168 amino acids. The transcript has 3 exons. Lineage: Eukaryota; Viridiplantae; Streptophyta; Lycopodiopsida; Selaginellales; Selaginellaceae. The record is from RefSeq and is a predicted model, not a curated record. Gene Ontology annotation, molecular function: monooxygenase activity; iron ion binding; heme binding.